Messenger RNA from Pocillopora verrucosa, 1483 nucleotides. The record is from RefSeq and is a predicted model, not a curated record. Lineage: Eukaryota; Metazoa; Cnidaria; Anthozoa; Scleractinia; Pocilloporidae.
CAAAUUCCAGGAUGCAACGUCCUUAGGCACUUUACCUAUUAUCACAGCAUUCGGCACUUAUUACGGUGGCGGACUUGUAGCAGAGUUAGGAUAUGAAAAUGAGACUGCCUGGAAGGUCAUUGCCAACCUUAUUGCUGACAACUGGAUUAACAGACGGACAGUUAUUGUGUUGUUUGAGUUCGUUACAUUUGAGCCCGCGACAAAUCUGUUCGCUUUUACUCGAUAUUCUUUCGAGUGGUUACCUACGGGAGGCAUGGAAAUAUCUUAUCGUAUUGACCCCAUUUCGUUUUCCCGCAGCACCAGUUCACACACCGGCUCAGUUUUUAUUGCAUGUUACGUAAUCAUUGUUUUAAUACUCGUAUACUCUAUAUACAUAGAAAUACGCGAAAUGCGUCAGUCGGGCUGGGCUUACUUGAGGGACAUAUGGAGUUUUCACGAGUGGACAUUGAUAUGCCUCACACUUACAACUAUGGUGAUAUUCUUCAUCAAAGCCGAACAAACCAGAAAACUCGUCGCGAAAGUUCAUGAAAAUCCUUAUGGCCGGAUGAGUUUUGAUUAUGUUGCGUUAUGGACAGACGUUGAAAAUGUGGUUAUUUCCAUGGUUACCUUUCUGUCCACACUGAAGUUCCUUCGCAUCUUGAAGUUCAAUAAGCAUAUCUCCCAGUUGGCGAAAAGCAUAAAUGUAUCCCGAGGUCCUAUGACAUCGUAUUCACUUGUAUUCCUUGUGGCUCUUCUGGCAUUUGCCGUCAUAGGUAACAUGCUGUUUGGACGUUCAGCGUACAUGUUUUCUACAUUCACGAGGUCAUUGGUGAACGUCUGCGAGAUGAUACUUGGCAAAGGAACUAAUUAUGACGAGCUGGAAGCCAUAAACCGUUCUCUGGGGCCGUUCUUCAUGUUUUUUUAUUUUUCCGGUAUGACUGUUUUCAUGAUGAACUUCUUUGUGGCCAUACUGAACGACUCCUUCACAGACGCAAGAGAAAUCUUGGAAGAAAACCCAACCGAGGACAGCGAAAUGUCCGAUUUUAUCGGAGAAUAUGCCAAGGCCAUGCUGAGGGAAAUAUCAAAAGAGUUAGGAGGAAGCGGUGGAAAAAGUGUAAAAUAUGCUACAUAUGAAGACAAAUUCGUAUCGUACAGUAAAGAAGCGAAAGAACGGGACUUUUUCUUGUACUAGUGUGGUCUGUUUGGCUGCAAUAGGACGCAACUGGGUCACUGUUGUGUAGGUCUUAAUGGAGUUGUGACGCUUACAGCUAACUUUUAAACUUUGUAGCUUUUUACGCCUUCAGGUUCAGUUUUUGGGCCGCCUUACGUCUAACGGUUGAGUUCUCACGAUGACGGUUAGAUUUUUCAGUUUUUUUUACCGCUAACGGUUAAACCCCAAUGAGAUCUUCUAUUUGAAACUAUAUAAGCGUUUAAGCAGAACCUUACCUACUUCCUAAUCUUACUCUUGAUCGAUACAUUGAAACAUAGAAAAAUGUCGUACUUA